This is a messenger RNA of Sesamum indicum (sesame), 1850 nucleotides long. RefSeq lists its product as uncharacterized. NCBI's taxonomy places the organism in Eukaryota, Viridiplantae, Streptophyta, Magnoliopsida, Lamiales, Pedaliaceae. The record is from RefSeq and is a predicted model, not a curated record.
UCUGUCAACACAACCUCGAGCAGUCGAACCCUAAAAUCCCAUCUCCUUCCCGUUUCCUUCUUGUUGGUGUAGGAGUAGCUGUAAUUCUUGACCAUUAAUUACAACCAUAAUGUAUGUCUCCACAGCUAAAUCAAAGGUGGAUAGACGGACGGCUUAUUGGACGCGAUGUAUCCAAGAAUCGCACGUCCCUUUCGGCCAUUAAUAUUUGCUUUUAAAGUGCAAGAAUUACUAUCCUAAAUCUCUAAUCGAAGCAACGCGAGUCAGUCCACUGUUUCGUCAAACGUACAACUCUCUCUGAUGUCCUGAUACACAACUCUGUGUGUGCUUUCACACCGACUCCAUCAGCCUUCCUUUUCUGAUUAAAGUAUUUCUCCUGCCCUUUUUCACAUAAAUAUAGUUUCUCAUGACAUUAGACACCAGCCCUUUUGGCCACUUCUCAAGAUUCUGCAUUUAAUUAUUACUGCUAAGUGUGAACAGGAAUCAUCGAAAAAGUGUGAGGAAAAAGGUAAAAGGGUAACAACUGAAGUACUUUUGAUCAAUGUUUUGUGAGUUUUUAGCCAAUCAGAGGUGCUGAAAAUGGUUUGAGAUUGGGAGAAUGAUGGAAGCAAUUUGCCCCCCCACAUUUGUCCUUUAAUUGAUCGUCAUGAAGAGAAAUUCAGGUGCCUAUACCAGCCCUGGAACGCCAGAGUAUGGUGUUAACAAUCGGGGGGAAAUACCUAAAUCUUGGCAUUCAGAGCGAGUACCGUUGCCAACUUGUAGGAGGCAUAUUAGUACUGCUGCUUUGAUGCCCUUUAAUAGUGGAAGAGCUUUGCCUUCCAAAUGGGACGAUGCAGAGAGAUGGAUUACUAGCCCGAUUUCAGCUCAUUCUUCUGCCAAGUCUUCGGCUUCUCAACCUCAGAGACGCCCCAAAUCCAAGAGUGGGCCUCUGGGGCCUCCAGGGUUUGUGUACUUAUCCAACUUUUCGCCUACGCUUGAAGGUGGGACUAUGAGGAGUUUCAUGGGAAAUUCACCGCUCGCAACAGGUGUGUUGGCCCCUGAUGGUUUAUCCAUUCAUUAUGAUGCUGCAAAAUCUAAUUCUUCAUGUGCUAAGGAUAACAUAACAAGGAGCACCAGCGUGCCCGGCAUGUCGGAUUUGCUCGAUGAAACCGCCAUGCCAAGUUCUCAAGAUGAUAAACUUGACGGCUCCAAGGAGGAAGAAGCCGUCGUUUACCGCAGGGACAUGGCAACUCAAAUGAGCCCUGAAGGGAGCACUCAUUCAUCUUCCAAAGGAAGGUUGUCAUUUUCCACUUUACCUUCGUCAGUUCCUGCUUUGUUUCGUCCACACAGCAAUCAUGCCGCUAAAGAUGAAAUCAGAGAUGUCCAAGUAGACAAAGGCACCACUACGGCCAGACAGUUCAAGAAACAAGGAACAAAAAAGAUGAAGAAGGAUUCGACUAAUGUUGACGACUUGCCUUUACCUUGGAACGGUUCUGAGGCGUCAAAAAACGCAUCAAGGUUGCAAAGAGAGGAAGCCAAGAUCACUGCUUGGGAGAACUUGCAGAAGGCGAAAGCUGAGGCAGCAAUUCGGAAACUUGAGAUGAAACUAGAGAAGGAGAGAUCAGCGUCCAUGGACAAAAUUUUGAACAAGCUUAGAGCUGCGGAGAUGAAAGCCCGAGCCAUGAGAGACUCACUGUCUGAAAAUCAGCAAACCCCAGCUCGUAGAACCUCUUACAUGGGAUUUUCUUGCUGUAUAUAUGUCAAGGCGUAUCAUCUCAGUAAUUGCUUUCUUGCCCGUCGGAAAUAGUUCUUUACUGAUUCUUUUGAGGUACACUAUCCAGUGAAAAUGUUAUGGCCUUGUCUUAACUUGUUCA